Juglans regia (Persian walnut) is the source of this 3758-nucleotide messenger RNA. RefSeq names its product disease resistance protein RPV1-like. Bases 1 to 3171 code for a protein of 1056 amino acids. Gene Ontology annotation, molecular function: ADP binding; ATP hydrolysis activity. The transcript has 8 exons. The record is from RefSeq and is a predicted model, not a curated record. Gene Ontology annotation, biological process: signal transduction; defense response. Lineage: Eukaryota; Viridiplantae; Streptophyta; Magnoliopsida; Fagales; Juglandaceae.
AUGAAAAAAAUCAUAACCUCUUCCACAACACCUCGAUGGAAGCAUGAUGUUUUCCUUAGUUUCUAUGGUAAAGACACUCGCAAGAGUUUUACGGAUCAUCUAUAUGUUGGUUUAAAACGGAAAGGCAUUCUCGUCUUCAAGGAUGGUGAAACACUCAAGCGAGGAGAAUUCAUUUCUAAAGAGCUUUUGAAAGCAAUUCGAGAAUCCAUAUACGCAAUCAUCAUUAUUUCGAAAAACUAUGCGUCUUCCAAAUGGUGCCUCAUGGAACUUGCCGCGAUCGUUGAAUGGGCUAAGAAGACGGAGCUCACAAUUUUGCCCAUUUUCUAUCAUGUGAAUCCUUCUGAUAUAAGAAAUCUGACAGGGUCUUUUGAAAAAGCUUUCGCUGCCCAUAAAAACAACCUCGAGGUUGGCGUCAAGAAGAUGCAGAAGUGGAAAAAUGAUUUCCGAGAAGUCGGCAAUAUUGCAGGAUGGGUUGUACAUGACAGUUACGAAUCAGCGUUGAUCCAAGAAAUUAGUGGAAAUAUAUCUCGUAAGUUGAAUUGUAGAUUCUCCCGUCAUGAUUACGAGAAAUUUGUUGCUAUUAACUCUCGUGUAGAAGAAAUGCUGAACUUAAUGGAUAUGGAAUCGAAUGAUGUUCGCUUCAUAGGAAUUCAUGGGAUGGGUGGCGUUGGUAAAACAACUCUGGCCGAAAUAAUUUAUGAUAGAAUUUCUUGUCAAUUUGAAGGAAGUAGCUUUAUUUCUUGUAUUAGAGAAGAAUCUAGAGCUCGUGGUCUAGCUUCUUUACAAAAACAACUUCUUUCUAUGAUCAUGCAAGAAGAAACACAUAUAUGGGAUCAUCACCAGGGAAUCAAGGUGAUAAGGAGCAUGCUGCGGAAUAAAAAGGUUCUUAUCAUCCUUGAUGACGUGGAUAGUGAAAAACAACUAAUGGCAUUAUCAGGGAGUCCGGAUUGGUUUGGUCCAGGGACUAGGAUGAUUAUAACAUGUAGAGAUAGUCAUCUGUUGAGAACACAUGAAGUGAAUGAUAUCUAUAAGGUUGAGCAGCUUCAAACUGAUGAAGCAUUGCAACUCUUUAGUUUGUCGGCCUUCAAGAAAACCCAACCUACAGAGAAUUACAAGGAUCUAUCUAUGGAUUUUGUGAAUUAUGCUCAAGGCCUUCCUUUAGCUCUUAAAGUUUUGGGUUCCUUCUUAUUUGGGAGAACGAUAGUUGCCUGGAGAAGUGCUAGGGAUCAACUAGAGGCAAUUCCUAAUAAAGAAAUUAUGAAUAUACUUCAAAUAAGUUUUGAGGGGCUGGAGGAUUUGCAGAAAGAGUUGUUCUUGGAUAUGGCAUGUUUGUUCCAACGACACAGGCUAGAUAACAUGUUUUUGCAGACAUUAGAAAGUUUUGGUUAUUAUCCCGCCAUCAACAUUGACGUUCUCGUAGACAAGUCCCUCCUAAUCAUCUCAGAUGGAAUGUUGUUCAUGCAUGAUUUGCUUAAAACAAUGGGCAAGGAAAUGGUUCGUCGCGAAUGUCUUGAAGAACCUGGACGACGCAGUAGACUGUGUCGUCAAGAAGAUAUCUUCCAUGUAUUGAAGAAUAAUACGGGAACUGAAGCAAUUGAAGGCAUAGUCCUGGAUUUUUGUCCUAAAACCAAACAUAGAUUCAAUGCCAAAGCAUUCUCAAAGAUGAGAAAAUUAAGACAUCUUAAAAUUAUUCCUCGAAUUAGUCAAAUUUAUGGCUCACCAACUAUAGAAUGGCAUGGAGAUCCUUUAAAAUCCAUGCCAACCUAUGAGUUGCGAUUCUUACACUGGUCUGGAUAUCAUUUGAAAACGUUGCCAAGCAGUUUCCAACCAAAAAAUCUCACUGUACUGCGCAUGACUUGCAGCCGCAUCAAACAACUAUGGAAGGGAUUGAUGGUUUUAGAAACUUUGAAGCACUUGAAUCUGAGUUAUUCUGAGAACUUGAUUGAGACACCUGAUUUGACGGGAGCCCCAAAUCUUGAGGAAAUAAUCCUUGGAGGUUGUAAAAGCUUGUAUAAAGUCCAUCCAUCCAUUGGAGUUCUCAAACGACUAAAAAUAAUGGUUUUAAGUCAUUGCGGAUGUCUUAGAAGACUUCCAGACCAGUUCUGCUUGGAAUCUCUUGAAUUUAUGAGUCUUACCGAACGUUCAAGACUUGAGAAGUUUCCAGAAUUUUUGGGAGAUAUGACAUCACUGAAGGGCUUGGUUUUUAGCGAGCCUAUCAAAACAAACUUACCAUCAUCAUUUAAGAGUUUCUCUGGCCUUCGCUAUUUAUAUUUAAAAGAUUGCAAAAACAUUUCAGUUUUUCCUAGUUUUAUAUAUAGUUUGUCAUAUCUUGAUCGUCUCUGUCUGGAUGGUUGGUCAAGACUAGAGAAAUUUCCAGACUUGAGUAGAUUGGAAUGCCUUAGCCAUUUUACGGCACUGGGAACUGCUAUAACGCAAAUACCAUCUGUUAAUCUAAUCCCCAAAAGCAUUCUCUCCUUAAGUCUCGAAGGACGCAAGUGGAUGCCACGUAAAUCAACAACAGAUUCGGCCAUCUUCUUUAAUGACUGCUCUUUGCCAAAACAAAGCUCAGAUGCCACCUAUGAUAUUGGAUCACUUGUAGAAUAUCAGAUGGAAGGAGUAUUUGAGGUAGAAACAAUGUACAUCGAUUUUGACAGCGAAAGAGAGAAUAUUUUAGACAUGGCAGGUGGAGGUCGUUUUAGGAAUUCAUUCUAUGCCGAUGCGAUAUAUGGGUGGUCGUUGGGAUCUGGAAUCCCGAAGUGGGUACACAAUAAAUGUAAUGGCUCCUCUGUAAAGAUAGAUUUGGAGGGAAAUAUGAAGCUGGGUAUGGGGUGUGCUAUCUUUAUUGUUUGUGAUUAUCAUCAAUUCCAUUCCCCUCAAGACGAGCCAAUUGGAUUCUGGGCAUAUAUACCAGCUCCGCCAUUUUUGGAACGCUGGAAAUCGAAUAAUUUGGAUAAACAGAGCUUCAUUAAGAUGUCAAUUACAGCAGAAAUGGAUUAUUGCCUUUAUCGUAGACCAAUACAAGUAGAAGUGAAAGAAUGCGGGAUGCAUUUAGUAUGUCCGGAUGAUGAUAAUUCACAGUCCUAUAAUAGCAUCGCUCCUCAUCUUGGUUUGGGAUCUUCAAAUUUAGAUUUCUAUCGUGGAUUUUAUUUUUCUUUGACGACGACGAAGUGAUCAUAAAAUCUUAGAUUGAUUAAAGGAAUCAUGCAUGCAGUCGAUCGACCACCCAAGCUGCUUUUCUUCUUUGUCAUGUUUCUGAACCGUAAGAAAAUAUGGAUUCCUUCCAUACUAUAACAUUGAGUUCACCCCGUGUUUCUCUAGCAAUCAAAACGGAGUGUAAGGGGCCGUGUGAGAUGGGAUACGGCUAAUUUGGAGGAUAUUGAAGCAAAUAAGCCUGUGAGACAGAAAAUCACUGAACCCAAGACACCAUAUCACCCCACGAUUGAUGAUGAUGGUGCACAGUUUUUUAUGAGCAUCGUUGAAUGAGAUUCCUUGUGUAGGUUCAUAGGGGGAACUAGAGAAUUUUUACUGAUGCAAGGAUAGAUGAAUUACUACACCACGGACUAGUAGUGUUUGUCUACUGUGUUGGUGGUACAAUUUGUUAUGGAGAAUCUCUUCUAUUUGUUUGUAUUUGCAAGUGGAAGAGCCCUAUUGUUCUGAUGCACACCUCUAGAAAUUCUUGUUAGAUAUAAAGUUGUGUAAAAUCUAAGGGCAUAGUAGCUUGCAGGGUGGGGUUGGGGGUCUACUAUGAUCAAAAUGAG